AUAUCUUGCUGUGUUGCCCAGACUGGAGUGCAGUGGCAAGAUCAUGGCUCACUGCAGCUUCUAACUCCUGGGCUCAAGUGAUCUUCCUGUCACAUGAGUCUCCCAAGUAGUUGGAACACAGGUGCCAGCCACCACACCUGGCUAAUUUGGUUUGGUUUGGUUUUUUUAGAGAUGGGCUCUUGCUAUGUUGCCUAUUCUGGUCUUGAACUGCUGGCCUCAGGCAAUCUGCCUCCCUUGGCCACCCAAAGUGCUGGGAUUACAAGCAUGAGCCACUGUGCACAGCUGAAAUUUUUGACUUAGUCUUUUUGUACAUGUGAUAUUUUAUUCAUAGAAUCCAUAAAUGGAAGGGAAAUUUCUGAGUUCAGAGCAAUACAUAUGAUACAAAACUUGAUAUAUAGACUAGAGUUUCUUAGCCGAACUGGAGGGGCUGGCUUAGGUAAUCCAUGGAUUCCCUGAAAUUGGGGACACCACUGGAAAUAUGUGUGAGCUCAGGGGCAGUUUCCUAUGAUUUUUAGGCCUCAAAAUGUCUCUUGGACUCAAAAUUGCCUUAGGGCAGAGGACGUGUGUACCCCCAGUAUAGAAUCUCGGACAGUGAAUGUGAGUAAACAUUCGGCAGAAAAGCUCUGCCAAACUGAGUGCUCUCAUGUGACUUUUUCAUCAAGUCAGUAUUCCUGGGAUCUCUUGUACAUGAUAAUCUCACUCUUGUACAUGAUAAUCUCACUCUUAUAAGGUUUCAUCGUUUCUGCUUACUCUAGUUUUCUUUCCCACUCUGUUCCCUCUCCCACCAGACUGGACUCUGAAAUGGGCAUGUACAGAGAUGAAGAGACCCCAACAUGCUUCAGGCUUUGAGUGGAGAGGACACAGCCUCUGCUGGGACAGGGAACAGAGGGAUGUGGAGUCCCUGAAGAUGCUUUUGGACAAUGGUCUGAGGUUGGGACAGUGGCAGGAGAUACCAUUCACCCAGGAUCUCCAGGACAAGAGAUCAGAAUGGCAGUUACAUGUGUUUUUUUUCAAACUGGUUGCCAGGUUGGCAUGAGCCAUGACAUCAGAGAUUCCGACCUUCCUGAUUGGAGGGACCGGACUCCCUGGUGCCUGGAGAUCAGUUGGACAACAGUAUCUUCUCAGAGCUGUUCUCCACUCCUGACUUCUCCUAGGCUUGAGAAUUGAUAACAUCCUCUUCUGGAUCCUAACAGUGUCCAGAAGAAGGCCAUGGACAGAACGGAGACUAGGUUCCAUAAGAGGGGACAGAUUACGGGAAAGAUCACGACCAGCCGUCAACUGCACUCCCAGAAUGAGCAGAGUCCCCAGCGGAGCACCUCGGGGUACCCCCUCCAGGAGGUGGUGGAUGAUGAAGUGUUGGGACCAUCAGCCCCUGGGGUAGAUCCCAGCCCCCCAUGUAGGUCCCUUGGCUGGAAAAGGAAGAAGGAGUGGUCAGAUGAAUCUGAGGAGGAGCCGGAGAAGGAGCUCACCCCUGAGCCUGAGGAGACCUGUGGAGUGGAGACGCUGUGUGGGCUCAAGAUGAAGCUGAAGCAACAGCGAGUGUCACCCAUCCUCCCUGAGCACCACAAGGACUUCAACAGUCAGCUUGCCCCUGGGGUAGAUCCCAGCCCCCUGCAUAGGUCCUUUUGCUGGAAAAGGAAGAUGGAGUGGUGGGAUGAAUCUGAGGACUCGUUGGAGGAGGAGCCACGGAAGGUGCUCGCCCCUGAGCCUGAGGAGAUCUGGGUGGCGGAGAUGCUGUGUGGCCUCAAGAUGAAGCUGAAGCGACGGCGAGUGUCGCUCGUGCUCCCUGAGCACCACAAGGCCUUCAACAGGCUGCUUGAGGAUCCUGUCAUUAAAAGAUUCCUGGCCUGGGACAAAGAUCUGAGGGUGUCGGACAAGUAUCUCCUGGCUAUGGUCAUAGCGUAUUUCAGCCGGGCCGGCUUCCCCUCCUGGCUAUACCAACGCAUUCAUUUCUUCCUGGCUCUCUACCUGGCCAAUGACAUGGAGGAGGACGACGAGGACUCCAAACAAAACAUCUUCCACUUCCUGUAUGGGAAGAACCGCUCUCGCAUACCCUUGCUCCGUAAGCGUCGGUUCCAGUUAGGCCGUUCCAUGAACCCGAGGGCCAGGAAGAACCGCUCUCGCAUACCCUUGCUCCGUAAGCGUCGGUUCCAGUUACGCCGUUGCAUGAACCCGAGGGCCAGGAAGAGCCGCUCUCAGAUAGUCCUGUUCCAGAAACGUCGGUUCCACUUCUUCUGUUCCAUGAGCGGCAGAGCUUGGGUUUCCCCAGAGGAGUUGGAGGAGGUGAGUGGGGCCUGGGGAGGUGGAGGAGGUGGGGAGGAAUUGGGUGGGCUGGAGGCUGGAUGAGGGGAGAGAGGGGUAUCCUGGCGAGUCCCCGUCUUCUCAAAGGGCGUUUGUUUUUCCAGAUCCAGGCUUAUGACCCAGAGCACUGGGUGUGGGCGCGAGAUCGUGCUCGCCUUUCCUAGAGCUCCAGGGACCGUGGAGGCCUGAGGUCAUCGGCCUGAG
Molecule: messenger RNA, 2505 nt
Organism: Pan troglodytes (chimpanzee)
Lineage: Eukaryota; Metazoa; Chordata; Mammalia; Primates; Hominidae
Product: putative speedy protein E21
Exons: 6
Coding region: 1210-2346 (378 amino acids)
Biological process (GO): positive regulation of cyclin-dependent protein serine/threonine kinase activity
Molecular function (GO): protein kinase binding
Source: RefSeq, a predicted model, not a curated record